AUGAAUGUGUUUUUACGUUCCAUCAGUAAAGAUGAUAACGAACAACUAACACGACAAUCAAAAACAGCAUUUAAUCGAUUUUUAUCAUUUAAUGAACAUACAUUAUUGUUAAUUGAAGAUCAUCAUUGUUUACUCCAAGUAUUGACAUCAAGGUCUAUUGAAGAAAUCAAAUAUAAUCUAAACGAAAAUCAUUCUAUUUCUUUUUCUUACGUGUGUCAACAAUGCUUAAAACACUUUGCUAGUGGCUACGGACUUGAUUAUCAUAUUCAUAUGUCUCAUUCACAUAAAUCCAUCUAUUGUCCAGAUUGUAAUACAAAAUUUCGUUCACAUCGUGCACUUAAAAAUCAUCAACAACGUUUUCAUUUAACUUAUUCUCAAGAUAACCUACCAGAUUAUAGUUAUAUAUCGUCAUAUUUAGUUACUGCUUUUUCUACACAACAAUUUCCAUUUAUAACUAAAACUGCCUGUGAACAAAAACGUUUACCAUUGGGUGAUUUAUCAUCAAAAUUAUUUCAAUGUCAUCAAUGUUUUUUAUCAUUUCCAUGUUCAAGAACACUUGAAUAUCAUUUAUUAAAUAAACAUGAACAAUAUGAAUAUAAUCUUUGUCGAAAUAUUCUUUAUGAUAUUGUUUUACAAGUUGAACAAAACUUAACUAUAAAUGUUGCUUCUUCUGAUGACGAUAGUAUUGAAUCAAUAAAAUUCUUAUUAUCUAAACAAGCAUCUAGUUUUGGACUUAUUGAUAAACAAUUAGUUAAAGAAUAUCAUCGCAUAAAACAAGAACAAUAUGAUUGUAUAUUUCCUUCAUGUCAACAUGAAAAUCGAACAUGUGCUAAUUUAUGCUUAGAACAUCUUUCAUCCUAUAAUAAACUUAUAAAAAAUUAUCCAUAUAAGAUAGCAAUCACACCGAAAGGUACUCCAUUUGUACAUGGUUCCAUUGUAUCGAAAUUGGUAAAUAAAUCAACGGUGAAUAAUAGUCCAAUAAUAUCUAAAGAAAGUUUAAAUACAAAUCAAAAACGUUUAUCGUUGAAACGAGUUAUAUCAUCGUUCUCCGAUGAUUUAUCAUCGUCACCAUCGAAGAAAAAACUUCUUUCAACUAUUGACCAACAAGUUAAAACGAAUGAAACAAAAGUGGCUGCCGGUGAACAAUCCUCAUCUACUUUAAUUUUGUCCACAAAAAUCUUAACUAAAACUAAGCCUACCUUUGCACGUUCAUUGUCUUCUAUGUCAAGUAAUUCAUCAGUAUCAACUCGAACAUCUUCAAAAAACUCACGACAACAAUCUACAACGGCAUUAAAACGUAGUAUAUCACCAACAAUUACUCUAGCAGUUGAACGAUCAGCAGAAAAACGUCGCCGACAACGUGAGCUACGACGGGCAAAACAUUCACUAUCACCUACUGCUAUUACGACAACUAUGGAUGAUAUGGAACAAGAGAAUGAUGAUGAUGAUGAUGAUGCUAGUGAUGAUAAUCUUACUCCUAUGCAAAACUAUCAAUCCAAACAAAAAAAUCUGCAUAAACAACGACAAGCAUCUAGCAGUUCGGUUGAAUAUGUUCAAAUAUUGAAUCAUGAUCAACAAUCGAUACCAUCAUUGAAUAAUAUUGAAAAUUUGAACGAAAAAUCCAAAAUAAACGAUGAAGAAAUUAUUAUAUGCCAUUCACCACCACAAAUGAAAAGAACUAUUCCAUCCUCGAAUAGGAAACAUUCAGAAAAAUCUGUAAAUGGCAAUGUUACUUACAAAUCUAAUGGUCAUCAGCCAUCCGAUUAUGACGAAAAUGUACGUGUUCGCUGUAAAAUAUGUGGUGAUAUUCUUCAAGGGAGAAGUCGUUUUUCAAAACAUGUAUUGACAAUGCAUUCGCAUCUUGUAAAAAAUAAUAUAUCGACUAUAAAACAACAGCCAACGACGAUAGUUCGAUGA
Messenger RNA from Rotaria socialis, 1917 nucleotides. Lineage: Eukaryota; Metazoa; Rotifera; Eurotatoria; Philodinida; Philodinidae. The record is from the annotation of a GenBank genome assembly.